Sardina pilchardus (European sardine) is the source of this 1068-nucleotide messenger RNA. Its product is annotated as paraneoplastic antigen Ma1 homolog. The record is from RefSeq and is a predicted model, not a curated record. Bases 1 to 1068 code for a protein of 355 amino acids. The transcript has a single exon. Lineage: Eukaryota; Metazoa; Chordata; Actinopteri; Clupeiformes; Clupeidae.
AUGUCGCUACUUUGGAGCUGGUGUAAAGGGGAGGGAGUAGAUCCUAGUCAUGCCGUAGUGGUCAGUGAUGUUCCUGAUGACACAGAGGUAGGUGAAAUAGAGAACACCCUUCAAAACAUUAAGACUUUGGGGAGGGUGCGUGUGCGUGGUCGCCUGUUUGACCCCCAUACUCAGAGGCUUGUAGUACUGUGUGAGUGCAAAGAGGUGGUUAGCGCAGAGGCCCUGCCUAGUGAAGUGUACCCAGCAUCUGGGGAUAGCCCAUGGAUACUCAGAGGGUCAGAUGAUGAAGUCACUACUGUAGUGUUUGAGACCAAGGGCACCAACCACACACCCCCACAGCUACCGCCACGCCACCCAAGAGGCAACACCCAGCCUGAAACCCCUUCUCCUGAUGUGCCAGCCUCCAUUCCCGUGGACACCUUUUUCAAAGUGGUGGAAAACCUCAUUGAAAACACCACAAGACCAUACGAGGGCACCGCAUUCAGACGACUACGAGUUUUUUCAGGUGUCCUUCCCACUCCUGCUGGAGAAGAGAGCCUUGACACCUGGUUAGACCAAGCACGCCUGAUGAUCGACGAAAGUGAACUUCCACGCCGGGAAAAAAGGAAAAGAAUUAUCGAAUGUUUGAGGGGUCCAGCAUUCGAUAUAGCUCAGGCUGUUCGUAGUAACGACCCUGACGCCACCCCUGAUGACUACCUAACAGCAUUGGAAAAGGCCUUUGGAUCCACAGAGUCUGGAGAAGAUGUUUAUAUUGCUUUUAGAUCCAUGCAGCAGCACGCUGGAGAGAAGUUGUCAGACUUUCUGAGACGAAUUGAGUGUUCGCUGACCAAGGUUGUUCAGAAAGGAGGACUUCACACAUCCCAAAGAGACCGGGCCCGAGUAGAACAGUUACUGCGAGGAGCAGUUGAGUCAGACUUAAUGUUGGUGCAGUUACGACUGAGAGAGAGAAAACACCACCCUCCCACCUUCCUUACACUCUUACAUGAGAUUCGUGAAGAGGAAGAGCGACAGCUGGCAAGAGGAAGAGCGACAGCUGGCACGCUGCAAGUCCACUCCCAGUGCACGUAA